Messenger RNA from Phragmites australis (common reed), 1102 nucleotides. Its product is annotated as chloroplast envelope quinone oxidoreductase homolog. The coding region runs from base 1 to 933 and encodes 310 amino acids. Lineage: Eukaryota; Viridiplantae; Streptophyta; Magnoliopsida; Poales; Poaceae. The record is from RefSeq and is a predicted model, not a curated record. The transcript is spliced from 3 exons. Gene Ontology annotation, molecular function: oxidoreductase activity.
AUGCAGCAUGCGGAAGUUCCCAUCCCUUCGGCGAAGAAGAAUGAGCUUCUGUUGAAGCUGGAAGCAGCAAGCAUCAAUCCGGUUGACUGGAAGAUGCAGAAAGGAAUGUUACGGCCUCUGCUGCCUCAUAGGCUGCCAUAUAUCCCAGUGACUGAUGUGGCAGGGGUAGUUGCAGCUGUUGGUUCUGGAGUCAAUGGAUUCAAGGCUGGAGAUGAAGCCGUUGCCAUGUUGAACCCAUUCUCUGGAGGCGGACUCGCAGAGUACGCCGUGGCACCUGUAAAACUGACCGUCAAGAGGCCUCCCGGGGUAUCUGCUGCCGAAGGCGCGGGGCUGCCCAUCGCGGCCGGCACCGCGCUCCGGGCGCUGAGAGCCAUCGGCGCCAAGUUCGACGGCACAGGCAUGCCCUCGAACGUGCUGAUCACCGCCGCGUCCGGCGGCGUCGGCCUCUACGCGGUGCAGCUCGUGAAGCUGGCGGGCCUCCACGUCACGGCCACCUGCGGUGCACGCAACGUGGAGCUGGUGCGGAGCCUGGGCGCCGACGAGGUCCUCGACUACAAGACGCCGGAGGGCGCCAGCAUGCGGAACCCCUCGGGGAGGACGUACGACGGCGUGGCCCACUGCACGGUGGGGGUCGGCUGGUCGGCGUUCAAGCCGCUGCUGAGCGGCGCCGGGAAGGUGGUCGACAUCACCGCGAAUGUGCCCGCCUUCCUCACGGCCGUCCUCCACAGGGUGACGUUCGCCAGGAAGCGGCUGGUGCCGCUGCUCCUGUGGCCCAACAAGGCGGACCUGGAGUUCCUGGUCGGGCUUGUGGAGGACGGCAAGCUGAAGACGGUGGUCGACUCGAGGUUCCCACUGAACGACGCGAGCAUGGCGUGGGAGAAGAGCGUCGAUGGCCAUGCCACCGGCAAGAUCAUCGUCCAGAUGGAAGGCUGAUCGAUUAUGCCAACAUUACCAACAGAGACUUGCUCACUUGCACAGAGAAAUGUAGUAAAAUUGGACAACCCAGUGAAUAGAUACCAGUGUGUGAAACUUGAUCAGACAGAAUGAUCAUGUGUGAGUUUGUAUAUUGGUUGAUGUUCUUUCUUCUUUUUUAUGAAGUAUA